Molecule: messenger RNA, 1137 nt
Organism: Urocitellus parryii (Arctic ground squirrel)
Lineage: Eukaryota; Metazoa; Chordata; Mammalia; Rodentia; Sciuridae
Gene: Sgk2
Product: serum/glucocorticoid regulated kinase 2
Biological process (GO): protein phosphorylation
Molecular function (GO): ATP binding; protein serine/threonine kinase activity
Source: RefSeq, a predicted model, not a curated record
GUGCCCCAGAGCCCACCCGAUCACAGCCUCAGAAUGGCCUCUAGCCCUGACGGGAUGCCUAGCCCACAGCCCUCCAGAGCCAAUGGGAACAUCAACCUGGGACCUUCGGCCAACCCAAAUGCCAGGCCCACAGACUUCGACUUCCUCAAAGUCAUUGGCAAGGGGAACUAUGGGAAGGUCCUACUAGCCAAGCGCAAGUCCGAUGGGAUGUUCUACGCAGUGAAAGUGCUGCAGAAAAAAUCCAUCUUAAAGAAUAAAGAGCAGAGCCACAUCAUGGCGGAACGCAAUGUGCUGCUGAAGAAUGUGCGGCACCCCUUCCUCGUGGGCCUGCGCUAUUCUUUCCAGACGCCUGAGAAGCUCUACUUUGUACUCGACUAUGUCAAUGGAGGAGAGCUCUUCUUCCACCUGCAGCGGGAGCGUAGGUUCCUGGAGCCCCGGGCCAGAUUCUAUACUGCUGAGGUGGCCAGCGCCAUCGGCUACCUGCACUCCCUCAACAUCAUUUACAGGGACCUAAAACCGGAGAACAUUCUCUUGGAUUGCGAGGGACACGUGGUGCUGACAGACUUCGGCCUUUGUAAGGAAGGUGUGGAGCCCGAGGACACCACAUCCACAUUCUGUGGCACCCCCGAGUACUUGGCUCCUGAAGUGCUUCGUAAGGAGCCUUACGAUCGGGCGGUGGACUGGUGGUGCUUAGGAGCAGUCCUCUACGAGAUGCUGCAUGGCCUGCCACCCUUCUACAGCCAAGACGUGUCCCAGAUGUAUGAGAACAUUCUGCACCAGCCACUACAGAUUCCUGGAGGCCGGACAGUGGCUGCCUGCGACCUCCUGCAAGGCCUUCUCCACAAAGACCAGAGGCAGAGGCUGGGCUCCAAGGCAGACUUUCUGGAGAUAAAGAACCAUGUAUUCUUCAGUCCCAUAAACUGGGAUGACUUGUACCACAAGAGGCUGACUCCGCCCUUCAACCCAAAUGUGGCAGGACCUGCUGACUUGAAACACUUUGACCCAGAGUUCACCCAAGAAGCAGUCUCCAAGUCUAUUGGCUGCACCCCUGAUACUAUGGCUAGCAGCUCAGGGGCCUCAAGUGCAUUCCUGGGAUUUUCCUAUGCCCCUGAGGAUGAUGACUUCUUGGACUGCUAG